Leptinotarsa decemlineata (Colorado potato beetle) is the source of this 2035-nucleotide messenger RNA. RefSeq lists its product as uncharacterized. The record is from RefSeq and is a predicted model, not a curated record. Lineage: Eukaryota; Metazoa; Arthropoda; Insecta; Coleoptera; Chrysomelidae.
AAUUGAUGAAUUGACAUCUGUCUACGCGAAAGUCCUGUCAGCUCAACAAGUCACAUGAGGCAUUUUGCCCUCAUUUUCCUCUUCAUCUAUACAAUACGAACCGAAGAAGCCAAUCUUGAUGAAAGGUUGUCCAGGGAAGAGAAAAAUGCCAGAUGUUGUGCUCAGCACCUCAGCUGCUGCAAGAAAUCCGUGGAACCAACAAAUUUUGAAGUAAGAGCCCUUCUCGUGAAAUGUCGGAACACCGAAAAGAGUGAAGGAAGCUCCGAAAGUAAAAAACCCCCGCUCCUGGUCCAAAAAUCGAAACGCAACGCCAAAGAGAUCCCGCACUGCAUCAAGAAAGACGAGGGGAUCACCAACUGUAAGAGGAAGAUCAAGCUGACGGUGAAGGUGAAAAAUAGAUGGAUCACCAAUUGCAAGAACCAGUAUAUCGUCAUUGACCACGUGUUUGACUCUAUAACGCAGCAGAAACAGAAACUGUUGAACCCUUACGUUCUGAAGAUCAGACAGAAGCCUGUGUUUCAACGAUACGAGUUGGGAUUUGAGGCCAUGGUGAAUUCUCAAGCUAGGGAGAAAGUUCAUAACAAACAAGAAGCUGGUUUUACUGGAUGCAACGUGAAUCCAUUCAAAAGUCCAACCUGCGGAGUGGUGAAGUACAAAAAUGAACCGGUUCCUUUCAGCACAGGUUUUUGUUGCUCCUGUGAUAAAAACAAAUACCAGUCGAACAAAAUACAGAGAAAUUCGAAUGAUUCUGACAGUUUUCGAGUACCCCUCCUCAAUGAAGUUUUCAAGAAAACCAGAAAUACUUCUGAAGCUGAUGGUAUCUUGGGAAAUAAUUUUUAUUUUGACGGUAAAAGCGGCAACCUUCAAGCAGACCCACCGACUGUAAACGAAGCCGAUAUUACUGGCCAUAAUGAAGACUAUUCUAGACCUUUUCAACUCGCAAAUGAUCAGAAAUUAACAGUCUUUGAUAACUUCGGCCACAACAUCCAAAAACGCGGAGGUCAAGACUGCACCGACAAGUACACCCCCCCGAACCUGGACCCCGAAACCUACCACGACAGCGCCCAUUGUCUGGAAUUCUCUGAUAUCUGGUAUGGCGUUUACUACCUCAAGAAACCCAAAGUGCACCACAGCCUCUUCAUCCAAAUCUUCGAGAAGUACCAGGACCUAGAGAGCACCUGCAAGUGGCGAGAUCUAACCAAACUGUCCCCCAUCGAAAUCGGUACCAGCGCUCCUAGUUACGUCAACGACCAAGCCACCAUCAGCGGUGCUUACUCAGCUGAAGAAACUAAUAUCAAACUGUUCUCGUUGAACUACAAAAUCCACAAGCUGCUCAUACCAGACAUCAGCAACGUGGGGGACGUAAGGCUAUACCCGGAGCUUCGGGGUGGUGUAGGGGAGUACCUGGUGAUAAGGGAGAACCAGGUGCAGUCUGAUGGGAAAGCCUGCAACGUAGCAGGAGUGGGAUACGAAGCGUUUGCGAAGCAGCCAAACCGUUGCUCUGUUUCAAAAGGGUCCUGCCUCAAGAACCAGCCCAGAGAUAUGUGGACCCAUGACCAUGAACUGGAGGAGGCAGGUAGGAGAGGAAAUUACUUCUUGAAGAAUUACGGAAUUCUACCAGAAGAGGCUGUGACGUCGAACGGUACGGAGCAGAACAAAACGCUGAGGAUGUUUUUCACGGAAUUCCACACAAGCCUGCUGGACGUUGAGUUUAAGGCUGAUCGUAAUACCGUCCUUAGACCAAGCUCUUUGGCCACAAUCACUGAGGUAUAUGUGGAUAGUUCUAGUCCCAAAAAGACCUCAAUCACAGCGAAAAUCUUCAACUCUGGUCUGGUAUUUGGGAUCUUCCACGUAUCUUUGGCCGACUGUCCUCUGGAUCUACCAGCAAGAUUCAACAACAUCAACUCCAAGCCCGCUCUGAUCCCUCCUCAGCACCAACACAUCUUCCACCUCGAUAUCGUCUGUCCUCUGCCCCGGAAGAACUUUUUCUGCUCCCUGCAGGUGUUGAAUGAGAAACAGGAACUGAUAGCUUUGA